AUGGGGGGAACGGAGACGGAAGCCGCGGGAGGUUCCGGUGCAGGGGAUAGGGUAGGGCUCAUGUGGCUGAAGGUACAGCGGCGGAACGGCGGGCUGAGGCUGGGCGGGCUGAUCAGGCUGGGCGUGCUGCGGCGGCGAUGGAGGAUCUAUUACUUCCUCGUCAGAAUCCAUCAUAUUGAAGGAAAAUUAGUUCUAUGUAAUCCUUCAACUAGAAUAUACAGAGUCAUUCCGUCUCCCUCUUUCAACGAAGCGAUUUUCCUUUACAAUGGUCCAUUUCAUGUAAGAUACGGGUUUGGGUACGACGAGUCGCACGACGAUUACAAGGUUAUCUACAUUAAAGACACCAAUUAUAUUUUCCCGGAACCCUACCAGUACGAGACGAGGAUGUACAGUUCAAAGACAAAUUCUUGGAAGAAAUUCGACAACUACGAAAAGCAUCGUCUUCAGGGUACGCAUGACGUCAUUUUAGUCAAAGGAAGGCUUCAUUGGCUGGUUCAAUAUAAUAGGAAUACCGGUAGUCGCGAUAUUGUCUCCCUUGAUUUGGCGGAGGAGGAAUAUCAUACUUUCUCGCAUGGUGUUGAAUAUUCUUCUGGGGUGGUCUCUUUGGUCGAACUCGGAGGCUACCUUGGUUUGAUGAAUUUAAUGAGUGGUGCGGAUGCGAAUGUAUGGGUUAUGAAGGAGUAUGGUGUGACAGAAUCGUGGACUAAAGUUUGGACAUUAUCGAACUUUAUAGAUCAAUUACCUCGCAAGUGUAUCGGUGAUAGGGGCAAGUUAAAACCCUUGUGUUGGAGCAAGAAUAGAGAUAUUUUAAUUGCAUCCGGACAGUAUGUAGUUGUUUGUAACGGAAAAAACGUACUGCGCAAAUCUCGAGUUGGUAGUGUGUUUGAGCACAGAAUUCAACCCAUUGUUUAUAUUGAAAGCUUAGUUUCACCACUGAUUGAUCAACAAUAG
Molecule: messenger RNA, 951 nt
Organism: Erythranthe guttata (spotted monkey flower)
Lineage: Eukaryota; Viridiplantae; Streptophyta; Magnoliopsida; Lamiales; Phrymaceae
Product: F-box protein CPR1
Source: RefSeq, a predicted model, not a curated record